UCAUCUCCACUCGACUGCUGUAGGUAAACUAUCUUUUAGUACCAUCGUUUGUUUCUUUAUUACUUUCCCCUCCCCCGUUGUAUGGGACCAUGUUCAUAAUAAUCACUUAUUUCGGUAGAUUUCCCAAAGUCUGGUAAGCCCGCUGUCUUCAAGCCUGAACUUCGAGUGAGCCAGUUCCCUGAUUUCAUGCAAAAGAAGGAUAAGCCUUCGUACAAAUCAGAAAAAGUGUUGGGCAAAAUCUUCCGUGAAAUUGACAAGGCGGAUUACAAGAAUUAUCAAUCCACCUUGACGCAGGAAACAGUAUACGACACGAGGAUGAUAGUCCCAGACAUGGAACUCUACAUCGCCGAAGCAAGAACACUCAAAACUCAGUACAAUCGGCAGCUUUAUGCUCAUAUGAAUCACUAUGGUAUACAAACGGAAGCUGAAGUUUGCUCUGGAUUCAUCAUCAAAUGGCUCAAGAGCGGUAAAAACAAGUCAAAAUAUGAACAACAUGAUUACGCCAUGAAAGUCAUCAAUAACUUCAAAUCUACAUGGAAAAAGAGGUUUGAACAAGAGUUCUUGGAUGCAAGCAAGACAAUUGAUAAGAGUAGAAAACAUUACAUUGAUGCUAAAGCUGCAGCGUGGUAUUAUGUUGCUUACCACCCAGAUGAACGUAUGAAAGACAUGUCGGUGGAAGGUGGUUUCUUCAGCUUUCCUUGGUGCGUCUAUGAAUAUAUCUGUGAUGUCGCUAAGCGAAACAAGCCGAAAGAAAAAGUGAAUUAUCCAACGAUUGAUGAGGAAAGCAUAAAAGAAGGUAUAAAAAAAUUGGCUAUUCUACGAAAUGAUGCGGCUGUCAUUGAUGAUGACGAAGAGGACGAUAUGUUUGACGAUGAGGACGACCAUGAUUAUGAUACCUUGGAUGAAUCUUCCGAUGAUGAGGUCAUCAUUGCUCCCACACCCGGCCGUUCCUCUAUUCAUAGAGUUUUAUCAGCAGCUGGCAAACCCGUCAUCUCUCAAGCCAAUUCUGGUAACCGUGGAUCUCAGGACAAGACAGCAUCCCAGACUCUUACUUCUACGAGUGCAAGCCGUCAAACUGUUCUCCAUGCAGAUGCCACGGAGGAAGAUAUAGUGGCUGCUCUGUUGGGCAACACUUCCAUGUAAAACGUUGUAGCAUACCAUGAUCACUUCUGCACUUUGUGCGUUUGAAAUAUGUUACCCCACUGUUGAUAUCACUGCUCAAUACACCACAAUUAGAAUAAAGAAUUAUUGAAUUGUAUACCCUCCAUUUUCUUUCACGUGAAAUUUUAAAUAAACAUGGGUACAGAAAUAAUUCUUUUUGAACAUGUGCGAAAGAAGCUCUAACGAAGUAACAGUAUUGUU
Mycotypha africana is the source of this 1362-nucleotide messenger RNA. RefSeq lists its product as uncharacterized. Gene Ontology annotation, biological process: siRNA processing. Bases 187 to 1143 code for a protein of 318 amino acids. The transcript has a single exon. Gene Ontology annotation, molecular function: RNA-directed RNA polymerase activity. NCBI's taxonomy places the organism in Eukaryota, Fungi, Mucoromycota, Mucoromycetes, Mucorales, Mycotyphaceae. Gene Ontology annotation, cellular component: nuclear RNA-directed RNA polymerase complex. The record is from RefSeq and is a predicted model, not a curated record.